AUGAAACUCGCUCAAAAAAUCUUACAAGUCUAUUUGUUAAAUACAUUUUACAUAAAUGGCUUUCAAACCAUACCACGUCUACCUUGGCUUUCAGCUUUAAUAAGAAUCUUCUAUUUGUGCUGGUUAUCUACAGUGGUAUUCUUAAUGUUUUAUUGGCGUAUGAAUGGCGGUGAUACCUCUGUAGGCGGCCUUGUAGGCACUGCCUCAUUUUUAGCUAACGGUACAGUUAAUAUCAUUAUUUUAUUGGAGACAAUUUGUAAAGAAAGGUACUACAAACGAUUGAUUAAACUAAAGCAAGAGGUAGACGAUUUAUUAAAUCAACAUUUAAAUGUCAAUGUACAGGAAAAUAUAAACUACAAUUGUUUAACCAAACGUUUAAUACUAAUUUUAUUCUGCCAACUGGUAUGCGAUGGCUUAAAAAUGUGGAUCAAUUGCAUUUCGAAAAUCAGUCCAGUAUUUUGGUAUCUUUUACCCAUAACCGCCAGUCUACGCACACGUUAUUUACAAAUCAUAUUUACUACAAUGACUUUUAAUCGUAGAAUACAAAUACUAAGAGAUGUUAUAGCAGCCGUAGCUAAGCAAAAUGAACCCAAAUCGAAAUUUUCAAGUGAUAUUUGGCAGCCUUAUAAUCCGGAAGAAUAUGAAAAAGUCAAUUAUAUGCGUUUGAUUUAUUUGCGUAUGUGGGAAAUCUAUAUGAGUUUUAAUAAUCUCUACAGUUGGUCUUUGCUGACAUUGUUUAUGUCAUCGUUUUUCGAUAUAGUAUGUAAUUGUUAUUGGACAUUUACGGCCAUUUAUAAACGACAAGUUUUCCACAAAUAUGUAAUGAAUGGCGCUACUUCGUUCUCUUUGGCCAGUUUGGUUUAUGUAUUAUUCUAUUUUACGGAUGCAAGUAAUAAUAAUGUGAGUAUUAAAUUAGUGUUUAAGGGUUUAAAGGGGACAUAA
Molecule: messenger RNA, 942 nt
Organism: Lucilia sericata (common green bottle fly)
Lineage: Eukaryota; Metazoa; Arthropoda; Insecta; Diptera; Calliphoridae
Product: putative gustatory receptor 2a
Exons: 1
Coding region: 1-942 (313 amino acids)
Biological process (GO): sensory perception of taste
Cellular component (GO): membrane
Source: RefSeq, a predicted model, not a curated record